This is a messenger RNA of Anoplophora glabripennis (Asian longhorned beetle), 1527 nucleotides long. Its product is annotated as vitamin K-dependent protein C-like. Gene Ontology annotation, biological process: proteolysis. Lineage: Eukaryota; Metazoa; Arthropoda; Insecta; Coleoptera; Cerambycidae. Gene Ontology annotation, molecular function: serine-type endopeptidase activity. The record is from RefSeq and is a predicted model, not a curated record. The coding region runs from base 1 to 1527 and encodes 508 amino acids. The transcript has 8 exons.
AUGAAGGAAAAUGGAAAAUGGAAAAUUAGAAGGCUUUUUGGCCUAGAUUCUAGACUUAACACUCCUGGCGGCACUGUCUUAAACCCGUUUCUUUACAGCGUAAGAGUAGGUCAGACAUUCGAAGCCAAUGGCACCGAAUGCGACAAGAAUGGUGUAUGUGCCCCACCCUACCAAGAUAUAAAUAUAAAGCGCUAUAUAUUCGAGGACUACUGCCGAGGGACGGUACGUAAUGAUCUCAUGUUGGUAGAACUGGAGACACCAGCUGAGUUUAAUGAUUUUGUGCAACCACUUUGUCUUCCGCUUACCUCGCCCCCACUAAGCAGUCUUACAGGCCAAUAUGUCAUCACAGCCGGAUGGGGUCUGCAGGAUGGAACUAACAAAAAAAGUCUGUCCAAAAAGUUAUUGUACAUCGUUACACCCAUUCUUAAUCCAUCAACGUGUAUGUUCCAGUAUAUUUAUUUCGAAAGAAACAAACAGUUUUGUUUAGAUACGCCUUCCAGGAUGACCAUAUGUGAUGGAGAUUCUGGUGGUGCUGCUAUUAUGUUCCAAAGAAGAGAUGGCGUGAGGCGAGCCUAUUUCAUCGGAGUUGUUUCUUAUCAAAAGAAAUUUUGUACGUUCUCUCCGGUGUUCACAUCGGUUCAGUACUUCUUGGACAAGAUUUUAAGCAAAACGGACACCAAUAGCACUCUCUGGAAAAGCCUACAAAAAAACUGCGGCAAAACGAGAUUUGACCCCAGAAACCAAGAGGAGGACGAAGAUCGAAUUAUCAACGGUACCGCAGCUAUGCUUGGACAAUUCCCCUGGAGUGUUAGAUUGGGGACAAUUUAUAAAACAAGAUAUAGGUUUCAUUGUGGGGGCAGCCUUAUAACCACUACUUUCGUUAUUUCGGCGGCGCAUUGCAAUGAAUAUGGUAACAUAGCGAGAGUUGGUCAAACCUACGAAACAAUGGGUCCCCAAUACGAACCAUUUGGAGGCUGUGCCCCGCCCUAUCAAGACAUCAAAAUAAAGAAGUACAUAUUCGAGGACUACUGUCGAGUAUCACAUGUUGAUGAUCUUAUGUUGCUGGAACUAGUGAGACCUGCUAAACUCAAUAACUUCGUGCAAACAAUUUGUCUUCCGCCUUCCUCCCUUCCAAUUACUAGCCUCAUAGGAAAAUACGUGGUUGUAUCAGGCUGGGGUCUACGGAAUGGAACCGACCUCAACAGUACACCUAAAAAUUUAUUUUACAUGGUUACUCCAGUACUCGAUCCUGACGAAUGUUCGUUAAAUUUUACUAAUUUCGACAGAAAGAGGCAGUUCUGUCUAAAUAAACUUAAUAACUUUGUGCAAACAAUAUGUCUUCCACCUUCCUCCCUUCCAAUCACUGGCCUCAUAGGAAAACACGUGGUUGUACCAGGCUGGGGUCCACGCAACGGAACCGACCCCAGCAGUAAACCUAAAAAUUUGUUUUAUAUGGUACCUCCAGUAUUCGAUCCUGACGAAUGUUCGUUACAUAUUACUCAUUUGGACAGAAAGAGACAGUUCUGA